This is a messenger RNA of Paramecium sonneborni, 1498 nucleotides long. The record is from the annotation of a GenBank genome assembly. Lineage: Eukaryota; Ciliophora; Oligohymenophorea; Peniculida; Parameciidae.
AUGAAAAAAUAAUCAUUUUAACAUUCGAAAACAGAGCCUUCAGUUCGAAGGUCAAAUAAAACACCAACAAGUCCUUUACUCAAUCCAAAAACUGAUGAAUAAUUGACAUCAAGUCAAAUAAACAAUGAAUUACUAAAAACGUAAUAAUCAUUUCGUAGCUCACCAAGUCCUUAAGCAUAAAAUUAAUCACUUAGGUUAACUGUUUAUUUCUAAUCCAAGCUCUAAAAUCACAUAUUCAGCAAAGACUUAAAAUUAAAGCGAUUCUAAAAAACCUAUGCAGAUCUUAUCAAAAUUAAAAAUGUAAAAUAUGCAUGAACGCUCUAUUAUUAAAGUUAUGGGUUUAAAUAUGGAGGCUGUAUGUCCAAAAAGAAAUCAUGAAAAUAAUAAAAUGUUAUACUUUUGUUAAUUUUAAGAAUGUAAAGCUGAUAGUAGAAUAGGUUGUUCAUAUUGUUUAAUUGAAUAACAUAAUGAUCAUUCUUCUUAAAUUAUGGAAAUUUAAAAUUUCUGUAAAUUAUUUGAUGAUAAAAAAAAGCAAGUAUAAUUAUACUAAAUUAUAUAGUUUAUAAACCUGAGUGAAACAAUUAUAAAACCUCCUUAAAAAACAUAAGAAAUUAAAUUUUAUUUUGAUUAGCUUAAACAAUAUUUAAUAGAUCGUUUAUUGUUUAUAGAAAAAAAUGUUUUGCAAUCAAUAAAUUAAUAAUUAGAAUGGAAUUCAUUAGAAACUGAAUUAAUAAAUAGAAUAAUUAAUUUGGGUUCUAAAAAUAUAUUUGAAAUGUCAUAAGAUGAAUUAAAGGAAAGUUUAGAUUUUAUAAAAGGUAAACAUUUAUAAGAAUUGGAGUAAAUAAAAAAAGAAACAAAUAUUUAAUUAAAUAAUAAAAUAAAUAAAGUUGAAAAAUCUUGGAAUGAGUAUAAAAAAUAAUUAGAAUUAGAUUUGAGUAAUAUUUUGGAUGAGAAUAAUAAACUGACAUUUUUAGAACCAUAAAGUAAAGAAUAUCUUGAGUUUAAGUUAAGGUUUUUUGAAUAGAAAGUUAAAAAAGUAAAUGAAAUGAGAUAACCCUAUUUUACAUAAUUAACAGUUAUUUAAGAAGAAGAGUAGUAAGAAGAAUAGAAAUAAAUAAAAAAACUUAAAAAUUUUGACUAAAAUUAAAAGAUAGAUGUAGUAAAAGUAGUAGAGAAGUUGAAAUAGAAUUAAGAUUUAAAAAAAUUAUAAACAGAAAUAAAAUAAGGUGAGAAAUAAAGAGAAUAAAAGCUUUUAACUUUUCCUUACAAAAUUUAUACUGAAGACUGUAAUCAUAGAGUUUCAUGUAAUACAAUUCCAAUAUUUGGAUGUUGUAACAAGGCUUAUCCAUGUUCAUUAUGUCAUGGAAGUAUUGCUCAUCCAGCAAGAAUUCAAGUGCCUAGUUAUAGAUAUUGCAUGAAAUGUCUAGAAAUAUUUAUUGUAAUGUAUCCAACAAAUUAUUCUAUGAAUUGUUUGAAAUGUCUGAAGAGUUAGAAAUGA